Ceutorhynchus assimilis (cabbage seed weevil) is the source of this 1090-nucleotide messenger RNA. NCBI's taxonomy places the organism in Eukaryota, Metazoa, Arthropoda, Insecta, Coleoptera, Curculionidae. The record is from the annotation of a GenBank genome assembly.
CUAAAAUUUGCUUAAAAUAAUUCAUAAUUAGUCUUCUUCCUUACUACGUCUCUGGUAUCAAGCUCCGCCCCUUGUCGUUGAGCCAAUAAACUAGGCGGGGCUUAGUGACCAUAGGCGUAGGCUGAAAUCAUUUUAUUUUACAUUGUAUAUUAUAUAAAUUAUUCACCUGGCCUUUUCUGUUUUACCUUUACCUACAACUAUUGUCAAAAUGAAUUGCUACAGUUACAACGACAAAAUAAAAACUGACUUGUUCAAACAAGAAACCACUUACAAAACCGACUACAAAAACUAUUGCGACACGAAACAUGAAAUCCCGAAACCCCAAAGGGCGCGAAGCGAAAAAGUCUCACCCCCGCCAGCAAAAUACCAACCGGAAGACCCCGAAACUUUCUAUAAAUUCAGGAAACCUGUCUCUUUUGACUUGCUAUUGCAACCCAAACCAAUAUUGCAAACCAAUCCGAAUCAAAGUUUCGUGAAACUGGCCCCUUUGCCUAAAGACGAUCAAGUUUUGGCCCGAAAAACCCGCCCUAGGAUCUAUAUAACUCCUGCCGUUAGUAUUGAUGAUACUCCAGAUCCAGAAAUGAGGCGAUUAUUAUGCAAUUACAUGUACACAACUGAAUGGCACAGAGCUGAAAUCGAGGGAGCUUCUAAUUUCAAGCCCAAACAACCAAAUAUUUUUGAAGUUGAAGAAAAGGAUACGGUGACUUUUAAGACUGAAUUGUAUCCUCCUUUGGAAGAGAGAUUUAUUAGGCCAAGUAAACAGUGGGACGAUGAGCAGAGAAGAGGCACUUCUGAGCCUACAAAGGAGUUUUGGUUGCAUAAAGAACCACCAGUAGUGUGUGGUGCCUGUGUAGACCCUUUGGAAAACAUAGUGCCUCAAGAAACCAAACUGCAAAUCACUAAAGCGAUUAAAGAUAACAGUUUGAGGCUGGCUCAUGAUAUUCCAUGUGCCAGUUAUGCCGGCUACAAACCCAGAAUGUCAACGGGAGUGUCAAUUUCUAGAAAAAAGCUUCCCAUUAGUCAUCCUUUGUUGUCUACGACUCAAGCUUUGGUAACUACAUUUGAUCAGGGACAAGAUAUAAAUAAAUAA